Molecule: messenger RNA, 1210 nt
Organism: Fragaria vesca subsp. vesca
Lineage: Eukaryota; Viridiplantae; Streptophyta; Magnoliopsida; Rosales; Rosaceae
Product: probable galacturonosyltransferase-like 3-like
Exons: 1
Coding region: 40-1095 (351 amino acids)
Cellular component (GO): Golgi apparatus
Molecular function (GO): glycosyltransferase activity
Source: RefSeq, a predicted model, not a curated record
UUCCCAUUCUCACUCCACAGGAGAAGGGCAGAAAACCAAAUGCCAGUACCAAAUCAUCACCGCCGCCUCUGCACAUUCCUCGUCCUCGUCCUCGCCGCCGCAGUACAAUUCCCGGCGGAUUCCGCCGCCGUCGAGCUCCCGAAGUUCCGAGAAGCGCCUGCAUUUCGGAAUGGCCGCGGGUGCCGCCGGACGGCGUGGUCCUCGGUGGACGCGCACUCCCACAACCCCUCCAUCAUCCACAUCGCCAUGACGUUAGACUCCACCUACCUCCGCGGCUCCAUAGCCGGCGUCUUCUCCGUCCUCCAGCACGCCACGUGUCCCGAGAACAUCGUCUUCCACUUCAUCGCCACGCGCCACCGCCGCGACGACCUCCGCCGCGUCAUCACCGCCACCUUCCCUUACCUCAACUUCCGCCUCUACCACUUCGACUGCAACCUCGUGAGGGGAAAGAUCUCGUACUCGGUGCGACGCGCGCUGGACCAGCCGCUCAACUACGCGCGCAUCUACCUCGCCGAUCUCCUCCCCUCCGGCGUCCGCCGCAUCAUCUACUUCGACUCCGACCUGAUCGUCGUCGACGACGUGGCCAAGCUCUGGCGCAUCGACCUCGGCCGCCGCGUCCUCGGCGCGCCGGAGUACUGCCACGCCAACUUCACCAACUACUUCACCGCGAAAUUCUGGUCGAACGCGGCGUUCGCGGCGGAGUUCUCGGGGCGGAGCGCGUGCUACUUCAACACCGGAGUGAUGGUGAUCGAUCUGUGGAAAUGGAGAGAAGGCAGGUACACGGAGAAGCUGGAGCAUUGGAUGAGCGUGCAGAAACGGCACCGUAUUUACGAGCUGGGUUCGUUGCCGCCGUUUCUGUUGGUUUUCGCGGGUGACGUGGAGGGUGUGGAGCACAGGUGGAACCAGCACGGACUCGGCGGUGACAACCUGGAGGGGCUAUGUAGGGACCUCCACCCUGGCCCGGUGAGCCUGCUCCAUUGGAGCGGUAAGGGCAAGCCAUGGCUCCGAUUGGACUCCAAGCGGCCGUGCCCCUUGGAUAGCCUGUGGGCCCCCUAUGACCUCGUUCGACAUUCCUCUCUCUUCGCUGAUAGCUGAUGAUGACGCCGGCGGGGGUAUAUUCGACAAUGCGGAUUGAAAUUUUGAGGAACCAGGUCGGCCAAGUAAGCAAGUCAAGAUGUGACUUUUUUACUGGCUUAGUCACCUCCUGUCG